Astyanax mexicanus (Mexican tetra) is the source of this 2274-nucleotide messenger RNA. It is a transcript of the gene wdr13, whose product is annotated as WD repeat domain 13. The coding region runs from base 227 to 1741 and encodes 504 amino acids. Gene Ontology annotation, cellular component: nucleus. Gene Ontology annotation, molecular function: promoter-specific chromatin binding; protein binding. Lineage: Eukaryota; Metazoa; Chordata; Actinopteri; Characiformes; Acestrorhamphidae. The transcript is spliced from 10 exons. The record is from RefSeq and is a predicted model, not a curated record.
GGGGAGGUGACUGACAUGGCCGGGUUACUCGGCUGGGGGCUCGUUCAGUCGCGCUGGGUGUAGCCCGUUAGCUUGUGCGCUAGCUGCUGGUUUCCGUAGCCGCAGAGCUAACUGUUGCCUAGCAGUAGAGUUCAGGGACUGAAUUGGCAAUAUUUGGCUCGUUUGAUUAGAUAAACGCAUUAAAGCUUGUUUUAGAUCCAGCGUGUGGAGAUAAAGCUGUGGUGACAUGAAUCUCUCGCCGAUUAUGCCAAGUGGACCUGACCUGACCCCUACUGCCCUCAGCUUGUGUGGAAUGGCUGCAGUUUGGCAGCAGGUGCUGGCAGUGGACGCAAGGUACAAUGCAUACCGCACGCCUACGUUCCCCCAGUUCCGCACGCAGUACAUCCGCCGGCGCAGCCAGCUGCUCCGCGAGAACGCCAAGUGCGGCUUUGAGCCGGGGCUGCGCAGGCAGUAUCUGCGUCUGCGCAGCCAGCUGCUCGCCCUGCGAUACGGCCCGCUGUCAGAGCAGAGCAGCUUCAGAGCCAGCAGUGUGCGCAGCUCCCGCACCACACUGGACCGCAUGGAGGACUUUGAGGAGGACCCCCGUGCUCAGGGUGCUCGAGGUCAUCGGCGGUCAGUAAGUCGUGGGUCGUACCAACUGCAGGCCCAAAUGAACAGAGCCGUUUAUGAGGAGAGGCCUCCGGGCGCCUUGGUGCCCACGUCUGUGGCAGAGGCGAGUCGUGCCAUGGCAGGUGACACCACUCUAAGUGAGAACUACGCCUUCGCUGGCAUGCAUCACAUCUUUGACCAGCACGUCGACUCAGCUGUCCCACGACUGCAGUUUGCUAAUGAUGACAAGCAUCUCCUCGCCUGCUGCUCGUUGGACGGCACCUUGUCCAUUAUGACCCUGUCCCCGUCCCCGCCAACAGUAAAGGUGACGCUGAAAGGACACGCAGGUCCGGUCACCGACUUCGCCUGGUCGCUUAGCAACGACAUCAUUGUGUCCACAUCGCAGGACGGCACACUGCGCAUCUGGAACACAGAAGAUGGACGCUGCAUCCGUGAGGUGGUCGACCCUGAAGCCAGCGAGCUCCUCUGCUGCACUUUCCAACCCAUGAAUAACAACCUCACUGUGGUUGGCAACAGUAAACACCUGUUGCAGGUGGUGAACAUCUCCACGGGAAAGAAAGUCAAAGGAGGCUCCAGUAAACUGACCGGCCGAGUGCUCUCUCUUUCGUUUGAUGCUCCGGGGAGGAUUCUGUGGGCAGGGGAUGACAGAGGAAGCAUCUUCUCCUUUCUCUUUGACAUGGCCACAGGGAAGCUAACUAAAGCCAAGAGGCUGGUGGUAAGUGAGGGAAGCUCCAUCUCCAGCAUCUCCGCUCGUUCCUGGAUCAGCCGAGAAGCCCGAGACCCGUCUCUGCUCGUCAACGCUUGUGUCAAUAAGCUCCUGCUUUACAGGGUUGUGGAUAAUGAAGGCACUCUGCAGCUGAAGAGGAGUUUCCCCAUCCAGCACGGCUCCCAGCCUCUCCACAGCAUCUUCUGUCCCCUCAUGUCCUUCAGGCAGGGGGCCUGUGUUGUGACUGGCAGUGAAGAUGCGUGUGUGUAUUUCUUCGAUGUGGAGCGCAACACUAAGGCCAUCGUAAACAAGCUGCAGGGUCACAGCGGCCCCGUGCUGGACGUCAGCUUCAACUGUGACGAGAGCAUGCUGGCCUCCUCCGACGCGACAGGCAUGGUCAUCAUCUGGAGACGUGAGCAGAAGUAAACCGCAUCUACGCCAAGCUUCCGCUGCCCAGCAACAGCAGCUUCAGCGCUCGUCACUUCCAAUCGUGUGCAAUUUUACGAUCCUGCCGCAACGAAGGCUGACAGAAGGUCCGGCCUGAUCCGCCGAGUGUGGUUUGGUGGUGAUGCUUGAAAUGAGACUGAGCUACGUGUUUGUAAAACUUUCACAUAUCCUGUCCGUUUCCUGUGCGGCGCUGUCCAUUAGAGUGUGAUGCUUGCUUGAGACUUUGUGGAAAUCCAUCCGUGCUUUACAGUCAACAUGUAUAAGUUAAUUUAAAGGCCUAAGAAAUGGUUAUUUAAGACUGGUAUGCUGUGGACAUACUGGUGUGCGUGUGUGUACGUCUGUGUGUGUGUAUGUGUGUGUGUACAUGUGUAUGUAUGUGUGUCCGUAAGGAUGUCUUUGCCUGAGGGAAGGUAGUAUCACUGAAUGUUUUAAUACUGAUGAGGUCAGCUGGCGUAUAUGACAACACUACUGUAUUUAUGCCUUGUUAACAUGUAAUAAAUUUCAUCACAUCA